This is a messenger RNA of Meyerozyma guilliermondii ATCC 6260, 570 nucleotides long. RefSeq lists its product as uncharacterized. Lineage: Eukaryota; Fungi; Ascomycota; Pichiomycetes; Serinales; Debaryomycetaceae. The transcript has a single exon. The record is from RefSeq and is a predicted model, not a curated record. Gene Ontology annotation, biological process: anaphase-promoting complex-dependent catabolic process; positive regulation of anaphase-promoting complex-dependent catabolic process; positive regulation of ubiquitin protein ligase activity. The coding region runs from base 1 to 570 and encodes 189 amino acids. Gene Ontology annotation, molecular function: anaphase-promoting complex binding; ubiquitin ligase activator activity; protein binding. Gene Ontology annotation, cellular component: anaphase-promoting complex.
AUGACUACUCUAGCCAUCGGAAGCAACGACAACAAGUGCAGUAUAUGGGACAUCUCCAACUUGGCACUGCCAGUACACCAGUUCACCUUGAACCAUUUUGCAGCCGUGAAAGCUUUGGCGUUCUGUCCUUGGUCCCACGCGCUUCUAGCGACCGGUGGUUGCCGCAAGGAUCGCACUAUACGUUUUUGGCAUACUAAAAGUGGCACUUUGGUGCGGCAAGUACACACCGAUUAUCAAAUCACUUCACUAAUUUGGUGUCGCAGCCGCCGCGAAUUUGCAGCCAUUUUCGGCGCCGGUGGCACCAGGUCCAACACCGAUAUUCUCCGCAUAUACACCUACCCGGGACUCAAUUGCAAGGGCCAGGCCUCAGCAAAGACCAAUCUUCGCUCUGUAAGUUCCGCAGUUUCUCCCGAUGGAAAUUCAGUGUGUGCCGCUUUUAGCGACUCUACCAUCCGAGGCUAUAAUCUCUGGAAUCCGACCGAAAAGGAACUUGGAGAAGCUGGGGAAUACGGAAGCAGCAUCUUGAAUGCGGUGGAGAAUACUUGGGGGAUUAAUCCUGGAAUUCGAUAA